Messenger RNA from Salvelinus namaycush (lake trout), 1221 nucleotides. RefSeq names its product gastrula zinc finger protein XlCGF49.1-like. The coding region runs from base 1 to 813 and encodes 270 amino acids. Lineage: Eukaryota; Metazoa; Chordata; Actinopteri; Salmoniformes; Salmonidae. Gene Ontology annotation, cellular component: nucleus. Gene Ontology annotation, molecular function: RNA polymerase II cis-regulatory region sequence-specific DNA binding; DNA-binding transcription factor activity, RNA polymerase II-specific. Gene Ontology annotation, biological process: regulation of transcription by RNA polymerase II; central nervous system development. The record is from RefSeq and is a predicted model, not a curated record. The transcript is spliced from 3 exons.
AUGUGCAAAUACCUGUCCAGGCAUUGUAAGCUCUGUCAGGUGUCAGUAACGUCUGAGCAGAGGAACACAGCCAAAGACUGCAGAGAUGAAGGAGAGGAUGAGGAGACUGAAGAUCUGAUUAACACCAGAGAGGGACCAGACUCUCACUCUGACAGCGGAAAGAGUCCUUCAGGGGGACCAGACCCAGUGACACCCAAACCAGCGAGACAACACCACUGCUCCCAAUGUGAAAAGAGAUUUUCCCUAUCAUGGGCCCUAAAACGGCAUGAGAGGACACACACAGGAGAAAGGCCUUUCCAAUGUUCCCAGUGUAGAAAGAGUUUUACUUUGUUAGGAAACCUGAGGGAGCAUAAGAGAAUACACUCUGGAGAAAAACCGUACAACUGUUCCCAGUGUGGAACGAGUUUUGCCUGGUUAGGGAGCCUAAAGCAACAUGAGAAGAUACACACAGGGGAAAGGCCUUUCCAAUGUUCCCAGUGUGGAAAGCGUUUUACCCGCUUAAGGAGCCUAAAGCAACAUGAGAGGAUACACACAGGGGAAAAGCCUUACCAAUGCUCCCUGUGUGGAAAGAGUUUUACCCAGUUAGGGACCCUAAAAGAGCAUGAGACAACACACGCACAAGAAAAGCUCUGCCAAUGCUCCCAGUGUGGAAAGAGUUUUAUCAAUUUAAAACAUCUGAAUAAGCACGCAAGAAUACAUACACAGAAGGAGAAGACUUACCACUGCUCUCAGUGUGGAAAGACAUUUUCCCAGUCAGAGGACCUGAAAUCACAUGAGAGAAUAGAGAGGCUGUGUUCUGACUUAUGUUUUUGACCUGAGAAUUUAGGUUUUUGUUCAUGCCAAAUGAAAUCCUAUUGUUUAUAUAAAAUCAUUAACAAAAUAGACCUACUUUUGUUUUAGUUUUCAUCUGGAGAUGAUAAAUACUAUACAAUGUGUUUUAAUUAUGAACUUUAAUCCAUUGCAUACAAGUAUAAACCCUCUAAUAUUGUUCAUUAUAUAUUUGGGAUAUUGCUAAAUGUUAAUUACUUUAUAGAUUAAUGGAGUUUUGGAUUUCUUGAUUCUAACCUUAAACCUCUUGGAUUUGAUCUGGCUUUCGCUAAAUGAAUUUGAAUACAUGAUUUAGAUAUUGAAUAGAUUAAUAGAAUGUGCAUUUCUUGAAUUUAGUUUUGUUUCAUUGAGUUAAUUUGUGUAUUAGUCGUCAAGCUAAAGGACUAUGAAAAU